Micromonas pusilla CCMP1545 is the source of this 264-nucleotide messenger RNA. RefSeq lists its product as uncharacterized. NCBI's taxonomy places the organism in Eukaryota, Viridiplantae, Chlorophyta, Mamiellophyceae, Mamiellales, Mamiellaceae. The transcript has 2 exons. The record is from RefSeq and is a predicted model, not a curated record. Bases 1 to 264 code for a protein of 87 amino acids.
AUGAGUAUCUAUUUUUGUAAAUCUGUAUCCAUGUUUAUAAAAAUAGUCAAAAGUACUGUAAACGUACACGACUACACGUACACGUGUACAUCAUUCGUGCACAUCACACGCGUGAUCUGUCGCUUCCUUUCGCACUACUACUACUACUACUACUACUACUACUACUACUACUACUACUACUACUACUACUACUACUACUACUACUACUACUACUACUACUACUACUACUACUACUACUACUACUACUACUACUACUACUACUAG